Helianthus annuus (common sunflower) is the source of this 3077-nucleotide messenger RNA. Its product is annotated as nuclear pore complex protein NUP1. Gene Ontology annotation, cellular component: nuclear envelope. Gene Ontology annotation, biological process: nuclear membrane organization; poly(A)+ mRNA export from nucleus. NCBI's taxonomy places the organism in Eukaryota, Viridiplantae, Streptophyta, Magnoliopsida, Asterales, Asteraceae. The transcript is spliced from 7 exons. Bases 89 to 2719 code for a protein of 876 amino acids. The record is from RefSeq and is a predicted model, not a curated record.
CACUCCCGUCGCUUUCUUCCCCUCUGUCAAGUCCAGCGUUGAAUUAAUCUUCCCACUCAAUUACUAUUCAACACCUCCAGCUUCCCCAAUGGCGACGCCCGGCGAUGUAACCGCCCCGUACCAAACCACCGGAGCCGGCGGAAAGCUCCGAAAGAAACCUACACGCCGUAGUAUUCCGUACGAUCGCCCUCUCACCGCUCUCAAAAACAGUAACUCUAGCUUAUUAAAAAAGCUCGUGGAUCCAGCUUCUAGACUCGUUUACGACGGAGCUCGUAGGCUGUUCGAGGUUUUCCGCAAGCAUCUUCCUCCUCUGUCAUUACAACGGCCGUUAGGGAUUAAUGAAGAACCCCAUAAUACUCCUAAGGACGAAAGACGAAGUGAUAGUCUUGCUAAUACUGCCGCUGCCACCGGGAUAUCGGAGCUUGAACAAAUGUUGCAGGAAGAAACUUUUAGUAGGUCCGAAAUCCAGCGAUUGACUUCAUUGUUGCAUUCAAGAACCACCGAGUCACCAUCUGACUCAUUGGAAAAAGCUGCAAGGGGUAACUUCCAUGCUGCUAUUUCGACUCCUAUUGUUGCUUCCAAAGUUAUCAAGGAGAUUUCUUCACCUGCUGAGCUGACAAAGUCUUACAUGGGAUCCAGGUCAAAGUUGAUUCAAAGAACACCAAUCACACCAGCGGCUCAAAAGGCUGCAAACAGUUUACGGGAUCUUGAAAACGGUUUUAUGACACCGAGAUCUCGAGGCAGAUCAGCAAUGUACACCAUGGCUCGGACACCAUACACCAGAAGUCCAAUUUUUAGUCAAAAGGGAAUUAGAUCAGAUUACGUUCAUGAUGCCGCAUCAACAUCUUCUCGACUUGGGCAUGAGGGCAAAAUGGCUCUAAAACGUAACAGUUCUGUAUUAGACGAUGUUAUAGGGUCAGGUGGCCCGCUGCGUAGGAUUCGACAGAAAGCUAACGUUUCAUCACAAAGAGACAAGAAAGAACUUGGAUGCACCGUUUUUCAACAAGACGGUUCGAGCCAGAAUCUGGUUUUAUAUAAAGAAACCGAACCAAAAGUUUCAGGCUAUGCUUCUGUUCCCGCAAAGUCCACCCAAACAGCCAACAAAAUAUUACAACACCUUGAAAAACCGAGCCCGAAAGAAAAAAAUAAAACUGAAGCUAUUGUUUCAAGGAAGUUUCCGGUACCUACUAGCAUGUUGACUUUGGUCAGUGAUGAGUCAACAGGUUCUUUAAAAGGUAAAGCACCAGUUGGAUUUACUGAUUUGCCCUCCAAGGUUCAAGAAGAGCCUCCUCGGAAGAAGCGUGCAACUGAUUAUACAUUUAAGAUAGAUGAUGACAUUCAUGAUAAUGGGCAUGUGUCCUUUUCAUUGGUAAAAAAUAAUAAACCCGAGAGCUCUAUCGCUGACAUCAUUAAAACUCCGUCACCACCGGAAGUUUCUGAAACGCAUACGUUGGUCGAAAAUAAUAAUAAUCUGAUAUUACCGGAAAUUGCAAAGGUUACACAACAUGCUGAGGUCAUACAUUCAUCUGUGCUCCCACAAUCAACCUUGCAAACGGGGAACAUCGCUCCAGAAAAAGAUUCAAGUUCUUUGUCGUUUGUUAAAACCGCUGAAAAUGUGACACCAGCCCCGUUUUCUGCUAGCGAACCUUCAGAACUCGAACUGAUGUCUAGUUCUGAUCAAAAAACAAACUACUCAACCAGUGUGAAUGGAAAUGGAAAUCAUCAGAAGUCAACAGGUGGUAGUUUCUUGUUUGGCACUGCUACCGAGAACUUAAGUGCUCCUUUUCCAGCUCCCGCCAGUACUUCCGCCGCUAUAUCCACCGCCACUACUGCUAGCACCGCCGUGUUCACCGCCGCCACUACCACUGCUGCUAAUUUCUCUACUUCUGUGCCGCCUACAGUUUUCAGUUUUGGGUCAACUUAUUCAACAGCACUGACAACUUCAACGGCCGAAACUGCGAACACAACCACCACCACCACCACCACAUCACCUUUUUCCGCUAUUACCACCACAACCACCGGAAGUAGCCUCUUUGGCUUCAGUUCUCCGGCAGCUACCAUAACCACCACCGCCUCUCAGCCAUCGGGAUCUUUCCUCAAUAUCACUAAUGGAUCUCAGACAAACACACUGGCAUCUUCAAGCGGUACUCUUUUUGGUUCAUCACCUAGUUUUGAUAUCGGUUCGUUGGGCCCCACUUCAGAGACCAAAUCUGGUCAUUCUGCAAGUGGGCCCACUACUAACAUAUUCGGGUCAACUUGGCAACAACCACAAAAUUCUUCUACAUUGUCUUCAGUGUUCGCUUUUGGAGCAUCUCCUACACCCACACCCACACCUUCAUUUGCGACAGGUGGUGCUACCAGCUCAUCUUUUGCGGGCCUGCCUGUUUUUGGAGCGGUCGCCACAUCACCAAAUAAUAAUAAUGAUGAUCAGAUGAGUAUGGAAGACAGUAUGGCUGAGGACUCGAUGCAAACUCAGAGUCCUGUUUCUCCGUUUGGUCAAGCUUCUGUGGGUGCCACACCAGCACCAACACAAACCCUAACCCCAACAGUGGUUCCUUUCCAAUUUGGUGGCCAGUCGAACCAAGCAACGGCGCCUCAGAAUUCGUUUCAGUCGUCUAGUUUCAAUGGUGGUGUCGGGAGUUUCUCGUUAGGCUCUGGUGGUGAAAAAUCUAAUAGGAGGAUAGUUAGGGUUAUGAAAAGCAAAAACAGGAAGAAAUGAGAUAAUCUGAAUAAGCAAUUAAGCAUUUGUGGUUAGAAUGUUAUUAUUAGAUAGCAAUUUUGAAUCAUGCAACAUUGGUGCGGGUCCUUACAUGCGAGAAAAACCAUGAACCUAACGGGGGUAAUGAGUAUUAAGGCACCGGACAGGUACGAGAUAAAAGUUUACAAUCGGGGUCUCUUUAUAUUAUUACCCCUCUCAACCAUGACUCAUUGCCAUCCUGAAAUGAAAUGGUUGUAGUUAUGAAACAAUAGAAAGGUCUAGCUUCUUGGAUUAUGAACCAUGUUUUCAAAACCGGACAUCGAGUUGGUAUAUUUUUUGUUUAAGUGAACCUAACCUGUUGUAUAACCUUUUAUGUGCA